UCCCAAGCCAAUCACGCUGCAUCAGACAUCGUAUUUCAACCAGAGAAGAGAGGACCCUUCGACCGCCUGAGCAGCAGCACGUCGUGCCAGCACACCGCCGCAUCACGUGCCUGUGAGGUGCCGCACCACUGCAUCUCGUGCUCGUGAGCCGCCGCACGCCGCACCUCUGCUUCGACCGACCACCGCUCGUUUGCAGCCCACCUCUGCAUCGCGCGACUGGAAACCCCCGCACCACUGCACCUCGUACUCGUGAGCCGCCGCACGCCGCACCUCUGCAUCGACCGCUCGUUGCAGCCCGCUUCUGUAUCGCGACUGUGAACCGCCGCCGCACGCCCGCACCUCUGCAUCGACUGCUUGUUUGCCGCCCACCUCGCUCCUCUGCAGUUCAGCAGUUCAACGGCUUUGAAGGAAAACCAUCUUGCAUUGAUAUCUUGGAGUUGGAAGAUUACAUAUUUGAGCUCCUUCUUGUUGUAAUUUGUGAUAACAUUUUCAAUAUAGUGUUGUUUGGCUUGCUUGUUUUAUUUAAAAUGACUAUGUCUUGGAGCUUCUUUUUAUUGCAAUUAUUUUUAUGUUCUAUAGUUAUUAUUAAGUGUUAUUACUACUGCUACACUUCUUCUUACUAUGAUGCCGAAAAUCUUUUUAGUGCAUAGUUCUAUUAGUUUAUUGCAUUCCCACAUGUUGGGUCUAUAGGGAUUAUGGAUAGCAAGGUAGGAAAAUAAAUUUAUGCAUUAAGUGUUUUUGGAGUUAUUUGAUUUGAGUGUUUUUUCCCUUCAACUUUGGCCCUUUGAUUAAAGACGUGGACGGUUACACUAGAGAAUUUUCAUAACAGCCUUCACUCUAUGCAGGUACAAACUAGGUGGGAUGACUCUUGAUUUUUGUUUCACCCAUUGUAUUCUGCUGUUGAUUUUUGUUUCACCCAUUGUAAUCUGGAUAGCUUCUUACCCAAAUUAUAUGGUUUCCAAGCUGGAAGCUAUUGAGCUAAUUUUUAGCUUUCUACGGAUUGAGAAACAUAUGGAGAAGCUUUAGAUCCAUUCUUCUUUUACCAAAAACAAAACCUGUUUUUAUCUCCAAAACUAUCCAUGCAUUAAGCCUAAAUUUAACUUCAAAUAUAAAGUUGAAGUUACCCCCAAGUCUUACAUUGUCACUUGAGCAAAAACCUAGGGAUCCUUGGACGUUCUCUCUUUAAUUUCUGCAGACAAAGCCAAGACCUAUAUUUCUUUACUGUUAAUCCCCUAAGAAGAAGGAGAGGAAUAGAUAAAAUGGGUUGCAGUUGCAGUCCCUUGUUCCUUGGGAGAUGUUGGACUUCCACUUCCAUUAACAUCAGUCAGUCUCCAACUAUUUUUAAUAAUAGCAACAGCAAUAGAACCUCAAUUUUGCCAUCACUGACUCUUUUUCAUCUUUGUCAUGCAUCAAAAGACCUUCAAACUGGUUCUAUGCUUUGCUUCAAUGCAUCACUGGAAACUAAUGCCAGUUGCAACAAGGAAUUGACAAUUACCCAAAGAAAACCCUCGCCAUUUGAUUUUCCCUUGGGGAGUGGUGGUAGUUGGAAUAACAACAACAACAAUAACAAUAAUCCCAUUGAUCCAUGGUGGUGGAAUGAUGGUAGUGACUCCUCAGAGAGUCAUUUUCCCUUUAUCUGCUUCUUAUGUUGCUCUGUGGUUUUCUGGGUUUUCAUCAACCUGCACUUGGCUUCUUCAGCACUUGCAAAAGCAACUCUCUCUCCAGAGGAAGAGGAGGUUGUCGAUGAGAAGGUUUGGGAAAUUAAAGGAAGCAAGUGGAUUAGGCUCAUUCCUGAUUUCUUCAAGGAUGAAUUUCUCGUUGCUCCAUCAUCAUCAGGACCAUCACAUGAUAAUAGAUCACCGUCAUGGUUGAGCAUUGGGGGAAAUUUAUGGCUACAAUGUAGAGCCCUCUUCAUUCAACUCAUGCUCCCUGAAGGAUUUCCUCUCAGCGUGACAUCUGAUUACUUGGAUUACUCACUUUGGCGGGGUAUACAAGGUGUUGCCAGCCAAAUAAGUGGUGUUCUUGCCACCCAGGCAUUGCUUUAUGCUGUUGGAUUGGGUAAAGGGGCCAUUCCAACUGCAGCCGCCAUCAAUUGGGUCCUCAAGGAUGGAAUUGGGUAUCUCAGUAAAAUCAUCUUGUCCAAAUACGGGCGCCAUUUUGAUGUCAAUCCUAAAGGGUGGAGGUUGUUUGCUGAUCUUUUGGAAAAUGCUGCCUUUGGUUUGGAGAUUUUGACUCCUGCUUUUCCUCAUCUCUUUGUUGUUAUUGGUGCUGCUGCUGGAGCUGGACGCUCUGCUGCUGCUCUUAUCCAGGCUGCUACAAGGAGCUGUUUCUAUGCUGGUUUUGCUGCUCAAAGGAACUUUGCUGAGGUAAUUGCAAAGGGUGAAGCUCAAGGAAUGGUGAGCAAAUUUAUAGGCAUCAUGCUUGGUAUCGCACUCGCCAAUGGCAUAGGCUCUUCUACUCCCCUCACCCUUGCUUCAUUCAGCGUGGUGACAUGGAUCCACAUGUUUUGCAAUCUGAAAUCAUAUCAAUCCAUUCAACUGAGGACCUUAAACCCCUAUCGUGCAAGUUUAGUUUUUAGUGAAUAUCUUCUCAGUGGCCAGGCACCUCCAAUCAAAGAGGUUAAUGAUGAGGAACCACUUUUUCCAGCUUUGCCAUUUCUUAACGUAAAUUGUAAGGAUAAACCACAGUCAGCUGUACUAUCUUCAGGAGCAAGGGAUGCAGCUGCUGAAAUUGAGAACCGGUUGCAGCUUGGCUCAAAGCUUAGUGAUAUUGUGAAAAAUAAGGAUGAAGUGCUUGCAUUGUUCAAUCUGUAUAGAGAUGAAGGCUACAUUUUGACCGAACACAAGGGAAGAUUCUGUGUAGUGCUUAAAGAAAGUUGUUCAGGACAAGACAUGCUCAAGGCAGUAUUCCAAGUGAAUUACUUGUACUGGUUGGAGAGAAAUGCGGGCAUUGAAGCAAGAGGUACCUGUGCUGAUUGCAGACCAGGGGGAAGGCUACAGAUAUCUCUAGAAUACACGCAAUGGGAAUUCACCCAUGUCAAAAACGAUAGCGUAUCAAUGGGUUGGGUUGCUGAUGGACUUAUUGCAAGACCUUUACCAAACAGGAUAGGUCCAGGUGAUAUGGCUCCGUCAAUAGCAACCUGAACUGAUACCAUCUGCUAAGGAUCAUGAUUGGGAAUUGUUUGAUCAUCUUUAUCCAAGAAAGAGAUGCAAACUACAUAUCCUGCUUCAAAAAUGGUAACUAAACACUGAUUCAACCAACCAUGAUUGAAAAGUUUCACAAGGUUAAGCGAGCGAGGCACUGAACACACAAAUCUAAUUUUUACAAAUAAUUUUCAGAUUUCAAUCAUUGAUAGUGGGAGAAUGUCUUUGCAAUGGGACUUCCUUUAGAUGUAGUUAGGGUUUUGAAAAUUGGGUAGUACUAUUUGUAUUGCUCAGUGAAAUGUGGAUUUUCGCCUGUUACUAUUGUUCUC
Messenger RNA from Manihot esculenta (cassava), 3472 nucleotides. RefSeq names its product protein root UVB sensitive 1, chloroplastic. The record is from RefSeq and is a predicted model, not a curated record. The transcript is spliced from 8 exons. NCBI's taxonomy places the organism in Eukaryota, Viridiplantae, Streptophyta, Magnoliopsida, Malpighiales, Euphorbiaceae. Gene Ontology annotation, biological process: developmental process; response to UV-B. The coding region runs from base 1260 to 3143 and encodes 627 amino acids. Gene Ontology annotation, cellular component: chloroplast envelope.